AUGAUCAUAGAGAAUCAAAGGUGCUUUGGAAAAGAAAUUGCAAAUUCAGCUAUCUAUCAGUCGAUGGAGUCAGGUAUGAUCGUUGAAAAAACAAAAAAACCUUUUUCCAUCAUUCCAAGAGUAUUUGCAAUCAGUUUGGAUGAGAAAGAAAAUAAAAUCUUUAGAAGAGAAUCUGAAAGAAUUCAAAUAGAGAUUGAAAGUGAUAAACAUAAAGAGUUUAAAAAUCCUUAAAGCGUACAUCUGUAUGCCGAAGAGAUAAUCCAACAUUUAUUAAUCGAAGAGGUAUCUAAUAAAAAUUAUUUAUUUAGAACAAAUAUUAAAUAGAUGAAUAUAUGACCCCAGAACUAUAGCCAAAUAUAAAUAUUAAAAUGAGAGCAAUUUUAGUAGAUUGGCUAAUAGAUGUACAUGCUAAAUUUAAGUUAAGAGAUGAAACAUUAUAUCUUACAAUUUCUUUAAUAGAUAGAUAUUUAUCUAAGGCAUAAGUCACAAGAUUGCGUUUACAAUUAGUAGGUGUAGCAGCACUCUUUAUAGCAUGUAAAUAUGAAGAAAUAUAUCCACCUGCAUUAAAAGAUUUUGUUUAUAUAACUGAUAAUGCUUAUGUUAAAAGUGAUGUUUUAGAAAUGGAAGGUUUAAUAUUGUAAGCUUUAAAUUUCAAUAUUUGUAAUCCAACUGCUUAUUAAUUUUUAUCAAAAUAUUCUUCUGAAUUAGAUCCAAAAAACAAAGCUUUAGCUCAAUAUAUAUUAGAGCUUGCUUUGGUUGAAUACAAAUUUAUAGUUUAUAAACCAUCAUUCAUAACUUAAGCUGCUAUAUUUUUAGUCAAUAAAAUAAGGUAUCAUAUAAAUUUAUUUCUAGAUCUCCAAAUUAUAGAACCUAAAAUGAAGCUUCCUUAAAACCUUGUGUUAAAGAAUUAUGUCAAUUAUUAUAAACUGCUGAUCUUAGUUCAUUAUAAGCAGCAAGGAGAAAAUUCAACUCAGCUAAAUUUUUUGAAGUCUCAAGAAUUAAAGUGGAAAAAAUCAACAAAUGA
This is a messenger RNA of Paramecium sonneborni, 1024 nucleotides long. NCBI's taxonomy places the organism in Eukaryota, Ciliophora, Oligohymenophorea, Peniculida, Parameciidae. The record is from the annotation of a GenBank genome assembly.